UUUAAAGAAAGGAAGUUCGUGUGGAAUUUAUAGAGAUUAGUGUGUGUUGUUCUCUCGGCAGUAAGAGUGCUUCGAGGUCAGCGCGCACCCGGCGGCGGCCAUAUUGGAAGUCAAAGCGCGCUGUGUCAGUGCAUUGUUGUUGUCCAGCGAAGCAAAAAGGGGUGACAAUGCCGAAUACGUGCGUCAUUGUUGGCUGUAGUAACCGAGGGGAAAAGGGUGGCAAAAGCUUCCACAGACUCCCCGAAGUCGUGACUAACCAGGGAAUUGCAGCACAGGAGAAAAGCGAGCGGAGGAGACGACAGUGGCUGGCUGCCAUUAACCGAUCAAAUUUAGGACAACUUGACUGUAUCCGGAUUUGUUCUGAUCACUUUGUGACAGUAUGGCUCGACAUGUUGCUGUGAUCGGAGCAGGCUGUGCUGGACUGACCAGCAUAAAGUGCUGCUUGGAUGAGGGUCUGGAGCCAGUGUGCUUCGAAAGCAGUGAUGACAUUGGAGGACUCUGGAGGUUUAAGGAGACACUAGAGACUGAACGCUCCAGCAUAUACCGAUCGCUGGUUGUAAAUACUUCAAAAGAGAUGAUGUGCUUUAGUGAUUUCCCGAUGCCAGCCCACUUCCCAAACUACAUGCAACACUUCAUGAUGCUAAAGUAUUUACGGCUGUAUGCUGAGCACUUUGACCUGCUCAAGUACAUUCGCCUCCAGACAACUGUGCUCAGUGUGAGCCAGAGGCAUGACUUCUCUCGCACAGGCCAGUGGGAGGUCGUAACUGAGAACAAAGAUGGACACAAAGAAACACAGGUGUUUGAUGGGGUGUUUGUGUGUUCAGGAUGCUUCACACACCCUAUUACACCCCUCUCAGCAUUUCCUGGAAUAGAUGCGUUUCCAGGGAAGUGUUCCCACAGCUGGGAAUAUAAGGAUUCACAGCCAUUCCAUGGGAAGAAGGUGGUGGUUAUUGGCACUGGCAACUCUAGUGGAGAUCUUGCUGUGGAGAUCAGCAGAGUGGCAGAAAAAACUUUUCUGAGCAUGCGUGAAGGAACAUGGGUUGUGGGCCGUAUGUCUACCGGUGGCCUGCCUAUGGACAUGAACGUGCUGACACGCAUGAAUACCCUUCUGCUGCAAGUGCUUCCUCGAGAUCUGCUUAACUGGGCAGUGGAGAGAUUCUUUAAUCAGAAAUAUAAUCACAGACUGUAUGGACUGCAACCCAGCCACAGGAUACUCGACCAACAGCCCAUCGUUAAUGAUGACCUACCAGGACGCAUCAUUCAAGGGGCAGUGCAGUUGAAACCAAAUGUGCGAGAGUUCCGAGGCUCGACUGUCGUAUUUGAGAAUGAGGCAAUCGAAGAUGGUAUAGAUGCAGUUGUCUUCUGUACAGGAUACAAACCAAGCUUCCCAUUCUUGGUGUUUUCAAAGGACAAUGAUCCUAUGGGGGAAGUGAGCCUCUACAAAAGAGUCUUCCCUCUGUUCCUAGAGCGCCCCACGCUGGCCUUCAUAGGGUUAAACACUGCCUCAGGACCUUUAAUGCCUAUAAUGGAAAUGCAGGCACGAUGGGCCACCCGAGUCUUUACAGGGUUAACGCAACUUCCUCCCAAAGAAAAAAUGCGCAAGAUCACUGAGAAAGACUUCAAAGAAAAUCUGAAGAGAUGCGGUUGUCCAAAGAAAGCUGUUCUCAAUGUAGACCAUCUCCCUUACUUGGAUUUCAUUGCACAAGAAGUCGGUGCACGUCCCAACCUCUUGUGGCUGUUCCUGACCGAUCCCGGUUUGGGUUUGAGGGUUCUGUUCGGUCCCUGCACCCCGUAUCAGUUUCGGCUGUGUGGGCCGGGUAAGUGGGAUGGGGCUCGUCAGGCCAUCCUCACCCAGUGGGAACGUGUUGCCCAGCCAUUCAAGACACGCCCCAUUCCAGAGCCAAAAACUACUCCUGGACUACGCUACUGGUUAAUUCUGGCAGGAGGAACGAUGCUGAUGUUCACACUCCUUGAAUUGCAGAAGAGAAGUGACCUUUUUACAGUCGCUGAUUAGAUAUAAUAUGGCCUCUAUAGCAUUAGUUUGCUCUAAAGAUUUGCAUUUAAGUAGAACGAUUUCAACUCCAUAACUGUCACUUGGAAAUGUUAUUUGUGUACAAAUUAGAAUCAUGUAAAAGGUUUGCCUAGCUGCAUUUCUAGCAUGGGACCACUGGCGAACUGCAAAUUUUUAGUCUUACCAUAUUGGAUUGAGGUCUGGGCUUUGACCGAUCUUUCUAAAAUAUUCAAGAGGCUGGUUUUAAACCAACCAUCACUCAUGAGCAGGGUUUGGUUUGUUAUACAUAUGUAGUAAAAAGUUUGAUAAACCUUUACCCCUGUUUUGUUGGUGUUCUGUCCUGAUCAUGAAAUGCUAUUCACAUUUUACUCAUGGACUAUUACUGUAUUAGAAUGCCUAAUCAUCCUGGCUUUACACACUAUGACCCAAUGGUUUCCAUUUAAGAAUUUUCUCUAUGAUGCUUUUGGAGAAAGUGGGCCAAAAAUGAUUUAAUUGUUUUUAUUUUAUUAUUUUAAUAGCACAAAUCAUUUCUAUUUCAAGGUGAAGAAAUGUUAAGAGAUAUGAGUAAUGCGUUAGCCAUACGUACUCACGGGUGAGUACCUAACAGUUCACUGUAUUGAGGAGGUAAAUAUACAUCAGUCAUCACACAAUUGUAUGUCUGUAUGUUGACCGAUGUAAAGCAAAAGGUUGUAAAUACAGUGACAUUCAUUUAAAGGGCUACCUUGUUUACAGCUGACACUAUAAGCAGCCAUGUUAAUUUGAUGUCGCUUGCUGAACUCAGAGUUGAGAAGGUCACCGACUACUCAAAUGGGGUGGACAAUUUUAUAACUAUUCAGAAGUUAUGAGAAUUUAUAAACAAUCUGGGAGUAUGUUAUUGUUUUCAACACAAUUGCAUCUGAUAUAGACUCCUAAUCAGCAGAUCUAAUUAACAUAGUGUCAUAGAGUGAUCUGCCUGGCUGGGGGUUCAUUCUGCCAUAAAUUCAAUUUGGUAAUCUGGUCACUAUACAUUUCAAAGAGUCUCAGGGGUAUAAAAGCGUAUGCAUUUUAGUGUAAGAGAGGCAUUUUUCCAUUGAGCUUUCACAGAUGCUUUGACCAUCCCGCAUCCUAUGCCCACUUUUUUGUACGUUGUAUUUCUGUGAUUUUAUAUAAUACUCAUUUAUUAAUGUGUCUCCUAAUACUCAGUAAUUCCUCUGUAAGAAAGUGUAGUGCAUUGAUUGAUUGCAUGGUUUAUAUGAUUUUGUAUGUUUAUUAGAAACAGUUUUCUAGUGAAAGUUUUAAUGUUGGAUACAUUUUGAAAGCGACAUUUGACCGACUAGAGUAAAAGGCUAAUACUUGGAAUUCUAAACCAAAAGCUCUGAUAAGUAAAUAGAAAGGCCCAGGCUUACACAUCAAUAGAAACCUUUGAGUUCAAGGAAUAAUUGUUGGCUAAAUAUACUAUAUAAAAGUCUCUGACAUAGGAACAUCAUUUUAUAACGAAAG
This is a messenger RNA of Neoarius graeffei (lesser salmon catfish), 3490 nucleotides long. Its product is annotated as flavin-containing monooxygenase 5-like. The coding region runs from base 380 to 2014 and encodes 544 amino acids. The transcript is spliced from 10 exons. The record is from RefSeq and is a predicted model, not a curated record. Lineage: Eukaryota; Metazoa; Chordata; Actinopteri; Siluriformes; Ariidae. Gene Ontology annotation, molecular function: N,N-dimethylaniline monooxygenase activity; flavin adenine dinucleotide binding; NADP binding.